Molecule: messenger RNA, 2630 nt
Organism: Drosophila hydei
Lineage: Eukaryota; Metazoa; Arthropoda; Insecta; Diptera; Drosophilidae
Gene: Fpgs2
Product: folylpolyglutamate synthase
Exons: 1
Coding region: 132-2384 (750 amino acids)
Biological process (GO): tetrahydrofolylpolyglutamate biosynthetic process
Cellular component (GO): cytosol; mitochondrion; cytoplasm
Molecular function (GO): tetrahydrofolylpolyglutamate synthase activity; ATP binding
Source: RefSeq, a predicted model, not a curated record
AAAAGAAAUGAAAAAAAAAAAAUAAAAAAUAAGUAAACAUAAACUACUGAACAUUAUUCGGUCAUAGGAAAUUUAGUUCGGAUUCAAAAUCUACACCUUUCUAGCCACUAUUUAUACACGCCGGUUUUGUAAUGUUUUUGCUUAAGUCUCCGGUCAAUCGACUUGGGCUGUUAAGGCAACGGAUCAGUACGUUACAAUACCGCAACCAUUUCUUCAAAUGGUCGCCGAAAGCUCUCAAGAGCAGUCAGAAAAUGAAGGCGACCAAUCCAACGGCACGCGAUAAAUCAGUGGAAACAAAUCCGACUAAGCAGCCCCCGAUACUGGACGAGAUCCCCAAUGAGCCGAAGAUUUCCAAAAUGAAGGCGGUGCAACCGCCAAGCUUCAAUAUCAAAGAUCAGCGUGACAAAUGGCUAGCCAAGGUGCAGGGUGGCAAGCGCAAGUCAAACGGGCUAGCUGAAGCAAAUCGCGCCACGAUAAAUCAGCCAAGACAGGCGUCGCCUUCAGCUAUGCCAGCUCACCUGAAUAUGGAAAGCAAUAGCCAGUCCUUUGGCAUGCCCAAAUCGUUCCAGCCGCCAGCCUGGCAGCAGCAGCAGCAGCAGCAGCAACAGAAGAAUCAGAUGCCCGAAAAGGAUUCAAGCAAAGGGUCAGCGGAGCGCAGCUCCUGGGUGAAUCGCAUGCACGGAGCCCAGCAGUCGAAGCAAGCGAAGUGGGUGCAGGAUAUGAAAGCCAAGCAGCAAGCUUUAUGCGAUAUACAGCCGCAAAAUAUGCCACAGAUAAAGAUCCCGAUGCCGCAGAAGCCACUUGCAACGAUGCCCGCAACAGCUAAGGCAGUGGCUGCGGCCGCAGCUGCCGAGCCAGCGGUGGAGGAGCCACCCGAGCCAAAGACACCAGAGCGUCUUGCCUACCUGGAGACCGUCAAGCUGCUGAACAACUAUCAAAUACACGAGCCCACAGCCGGACGUGCGCAAACGAAGGCGAGCAGCCACAGCGACAAGACAGAGCCAAAUAUCGAGCAUACGCUGCUCUGCCUCAGCCAGACGGGCUUUCAGCGCGAGCAGCUGGAGAGAAUGCCUGUCAUACAGGUAGCCGGCACCAAGGGUCGCGGCUCCACCUGUCUGCUAGUGGAGGCCAUACUACGUGCGCACGGCGUUAAGACGGGCGUGUUCUGCGCCCCGCAUCUCUUUCUGACCAAUGAACGUAUACGCAUCGAUGGCGAGCCGCUGCCAGAGGAACAAUUCACGCAGCUCUUCGGCGAGCUGCACGAGAAACUGGUGGACAUGCAACCGCCGCCCAGCUAUACCAAGCUACUAACUGUAAUGGCGUUUCAUGCCUUUCAUAAUGCCAAAGUCGAUGUGGCCAUCGUGGAGGUCGGCAGCGGCUGCGCCAGCGAUUGCACCAACAUCACGUCGCAUGCCCGUACCAUUGGCAUUAGCUCGUUGGGCUGGGAGCAGAGCUUCAGCUUGAGCAAUUCGAUGCGCGACAUUGCCUGGGCCAAGGCGGCAAUCAUGAAGCCGGAGGCAAGCGUCUACACAAGCGCCAAUCAGCCGGAAUGCUGCGAGGUGCUCAGCCAACGUGCCAAGCAGGUGGGCGUGCAGCUGAACCGCGUGCCCAACUAUGUCGAUUACAUCGAAGCGAAUAUGGAGUGCAAGAAACUGCUGUCAGGUGCCAACUACUCCGUCAAGCUAAAUGGCUCGCUAGCUAUUCAGCUGGCCUACGACUAUCUGCGUCGCUACAAUCCCGAAUACGUCGUAGGCGUGGAUCACAAUAGCGUCCAGUUGACGCCGGGCGCCACGCGGGGUCUAGAGAUGUUCGAGCAGCGCGGGCAGUUCGAGCUGAUGAAGUAUGAUAUCUUCAAUGUCUAUCUGGACAGUGCGGACACCUUGGAGAGCAUGAUGAUGUGCCGCGAGUGGUUCUAUACGCGGACUCGCAGCAGUCGCUCGCCCAAGAUUCUGCUCUUCAGCAAGGUCAACGAGUUCAAUGCCAAAGAUCUUCUCACAAUUCUCAGACAUAAUAUGCGCUUCGAGGAGGCCGGCUUUGUGCCGAGCCCAAAUUGCUUUGAGGGCGAGUUGAUGGAGGAGCAGGAAAGUCUCGAUAAGGAAAGCCAAGAUGCCAUUAACUGGCACAGCAUGGAGGAGCUGCAGCGCGCGCGCCGCAAUGCUAGCAACUGGCGUUCCCUCUGCGAGGAGAACGGCACCAGAGACAACUCGCACAUGUCCAUCUCGAUACAGGCGUUCUUUGAUCAUCUGAAGGAGAAGUACGGCAAGCAGCGAUACGGUAUGCGUAACGAACUGGAUGUACUCGUCACUGGCUCCAGGGAACUGGUGGCCGGUACCAUACAAUUGAUUCAGAAACUGAAGGAUAAAGAUUUCGGCAAAUGGCGCUAGAAGCACAAGAGAUCUGCGCAGAUUUCAAUUACGCUCCUCAACUCAUUCGGUUUUAUUUUGUUGUGUUACAGUUACACUAUAUAUAUAUAUAUAUGUAUGUAUACAUAUCUACAUGCAUGUCUUCUGUAUGUCCCAUAUCAAUACAAAUUCCUAGUUACUAUUUUCCCUCUAAACAAAAUCGAAUUAAAAAAGUAUCACUCGCUCGUAGUUUGAUAUGGUCAACAUCAGAUUCAUGUAAAACCUUUU